This is a messenger RNA of Xiphophorus couchianus (Monterrey platyfish), 5921 nucleotides long. RefSeq lists its product as uncharacterized. The coding region runs from base 128 to 3307 and encodes 1059 amino acids. Gene Ontology annotation, biological process: Notch signaling pathway; protein ubiquitination. NCBI's taxonomy places the organism in Eukaryota, Metazoa, Chordata, Actinopteri, Cyprinodontiformes, Poeciliidae. Gene Ontology annotation, molecular function: RNA binding. The record is from RefSeq and is a predicted model, not a curated record. The transcript is spliced from 6 exons.
UUUGGUUGCCCCCUAGUGGGAAGAAGCCAAACAAAAUAUACUUAGUUUCGCUUUUCCUCCUCUUCCCGUGAAGAGUGCCGAUCUUCGAAAGUUGAGAAAAGAGACAUCAGCGUGAAACACAUGCAAGAUGGCAGAAGCGGGCAGGAUUGUCAGGGUGAGCGGGCUGCCCACGGACCUAGAAGAUGACAGGCUGAAAGACAAGUUACUCAUUCACUUUCUCAGAGCCAGGAAUGGAGGAGGGGAAAUAGACCAUGUCACGAUUGUGAAACCAACGCCUUUAUGUGCUCUCAUUACCUUUGAGGACAGUGCAGUGGCACAGAGAAUUGCUCAACAAUCUCGGCACAUUCUGGAAAUAGAUGGAAAGAAGUAUGAACUCAAUGCUUCAGAGAGCCCAGAAAGCUUGGACCCAGACCAGGUUGUCUUAAGCUUAACAGCAACGGUUGACUACAGCAGACUUCCUGGGGGAAUCAAGGCACUAAAAAACCUUCAUAAAAGUCAUCAGGAUGUCCAGAUAAAAUCCACUGCUACUGAGAUGUGUUGCACACUGUUUGGCUCGUACUGUAAAGUGCAGGCUGCUUUGGCCGAACUACUUGGUCCCGGAUUCUCAGAGAGCAAAGAAUCAGGUCCAAAUGCCUCCAGCAGGACUUGGUCAUUUCAGACAUCACAGAAGUCUCAAGUGUCAGAAGAUCAGAGCAGAGAACCAACCAGGCAAGAGGAACACAGAGAAGUCGAAGAUGACGCUGAUGUUUCAACAAAGGGGGAAAACUUCACUUCAAGCAGAAAUCGUGCUCUUGGUGGUGAUGACUGGGAAACUGCCAAUCACACAGAUAGCGCAGCUCAGCACUCUCCAACUGCUUUUAUAGAGGAGUCCUCUUUGAUUGUGGAUGCAGACAUGUUCCAGUAUCUGGAGAAGCACUGCAAGAAGGAAUACCAGCAAAUCCUCAGUCAGUUUGGUGUCGAGGUGGUGAAUGAAACAAAUCAAGGCCUGACAACUCUGUUUUUGCAGAUUGCUGGUACAACAGCGUUGGAAGAGGGACAAGAGAGCAUGAAACUAGCUAAACAGGCAAUAAGUCGACUUUACCAGGAAAAUGAGGCAAAGAUCUGUCGAGACCAGCUCCCUAAAACUAUAGUUCGCCCCAGAGGAGGACUGCAAAGGGCACUGGAAAACGUAAGUGCAAGAUAUCCAAAACUUCUUCUGAAUGAAGAUGAGCAGAAUAUUUACUUUAUUGGUAGCAACAAGGAUGUAGCAGAUGCCAGAUACUCUCUUCUAAUGGGUCAGGAGGAAGUUAGAAAUAAAAAGGAAGGUGUUGCCAGUCUUCUUAAUUUUCCUUCAUAUAAUUCUGGCUCAUCACCUUUUCAUGCUGAUGAGGAGCGAUUACCCCAGACUACGCCUCCUACUGAAGGACAGUUGAAUGAAAGGAUAGAUCGGCUACAGAUAUCUGAGGAAGAUGAACAAAGAAUUGAUGGAGCAAGAAGGUAUAAGCUGGCUGCUCGGUUUAAAGACUCAGGACUUUCCGGUUUAGGCAGCUUUUCCUUCCGUCCAAAUUCAUCACCCAGCAGGCAAGCGCACCAGGAACCGAUUCUGGGGCACGAUGUGGUGUCCGGAACAACACAGAUUUCUGGUGAAGGAGUUUCUAGAGCAGCAGCCCAAAAUACUGGAGGGAACAUAUUGUUCAAGACUGCGCACACAUCUUCUCCCUCUUUAUUCUCACCAAUUAAAACCUCUUUAACUACAGAUAUGAUAGAUACCCGACCAAAAGAUUUAGCUGCUCCGUUUGCUUCAAUUCCUUACAGCCUUCCAAAAAGCAGUGCACUUCUACCUUCAGGGUCUGGAUCCACUUUAAAGCGAGCCAGUAGUUUCUCAGGGACACCUCAACAGAAAGCUCAAAUCUUGGGCCAGAAGAGCCAAGACGAUUCCAGCAAACCUUCAGUCGGAGUCCGCGAGCGGUCUUCCAGCUUUAGUAGCCAGACAGUGAGGAAUAAACCGGAAGUCCAUCAUGAAGAGAUCUCAGUUUCCCAGGUUAUAUGGCAAUACAUAAAGGAGGCCUACGGCACCCGGGUGGAGGACCUCACGUCUGAUCUCCAGAUGAAAGAGAGCUCCUCUGAUGGCAAUCAGAAUUUGACUGUUAUCUUAAGAGGGGCUGAUUCGUCCAAAGUGACAUUAUGUCGGGAACGUCUACAGAAGCUUGUUGACUUAGUCAGUGGUGACUUCUCAGUUCAGGAGCUGCGCAUGUCAGAGUUGGGGGUUUCUAGUACCAAAGAUGAAACCUUACAGGCUUGUUGCUCUGAAGUGCGGAGCCGCUUCAAGAAGGUUGUUAUCCACACGAUGAAGAAAAACUUGUAUCUCGUUGGUCCAUUAGAGCUCUGCUCCCAGGUUGCUGCUACGCUGAGGGAGGUAUUUUCUAAAGAACCUGAACAGCACGACUUCUCCGACCAAUUUUUACUAUUGAAUGCAACCCAAAGCAGAAAACAAGCCCCGGACAGUACAUAUCAAUUGCUAGUAUCCCCCCAAGCUGGCAUAGUUGAAAAGAACAGCGAGAGUCAGCAAUGGAAAACAACCUAUGGUAGAGACUUUGGUGAGAAAGGGCUUGUAAAUGGAUCAAAUAGCCAAUCAUCACAGAAGAAAGAGAAAGUCUUCAAGGAAAAACAGGAUGGAAACACAGUUGGAAAGAAUCCUAUGAAUGGUGAUAAAGAGAUAACAUUACAGGCUAACCAACCAGAUGCUACAGAGCAUACACCUGCAGAGACCCAGAGCACCUCAGAGAAGUCCAGGUCAGGUCUGAACGAGCAGACCUGUUUUUGUGGGAAGGACAAGACAACAUUGGUGAGGACCAAGUGUGGAGUCACAUUGUGCCCAGAGUGCCUGGAGAUGUUGCACUCUUACUGCAAAGUCUGCAAUCAGGCAGAGCAGACAUCCCAAGGCAUCUGCGGUGAAAUGAAGAAAUCCAAACUGAGCAUGAGUUUACCAGGUCAACACAAGGGCGGCGUUAUCAAGAUCACUUACCGCAUUCCUAAUGGUAUCCAAGGGGAGGGCCAUCCAUCACCUGGAAAACCAUUUAAGGGGGCGGUAUUCGAAGCCUACCUCCCAGACAAUGAAAAUGCGAAGAAGCUGCUUCCCCGGCUGGAAAAAGCCUUCAGGGGGGGCCUCACCUUCACAGUGGCAGACAAAGGGACAGAGGCCAAGGUCGUCUGGGACUGCAUCCCACACAAAACCAGCUUAUAUGGAGGCAAAUCUGAGAAAGGGUACCCGGAUCCCACCUACUUGACACGUUUGUCCACCAUCUUGACUUCUAAAGGAAUUGCGUAGAAAUCAGCAUGGUCCAAAUUGAAAAAUUACAGAGAAGAAACUUAUACGUGUACGUUUUUAAUAUAAUUUCAACUGUAUUAGUAAUUUGUCUUAUUGUAUUAUGUUGUAAAAUGUCAGUCAUUCCUUAUUUAUCUAUGAAUGUAAAUAACAGAAUUGAGAAUGGAAAUAAUAUGUAUGUAUUUUUAGAUUCUUUUUAAACUAAUGGCUUUUUCUUUUUUUAAGAACGUGCUUGAAUCUCUGAAUGUUUAAUGUCCCGACGUCACAGUUUGGAUCAUUUCGCACAGCAUUUCUGAACCUUUUUUUUUUUCACCAUUUCAACUAAUUCAGUUUUUAUGAGUGUAUUUCUAUGGUAUGAUGUGCACGUCACUGUAAAAAUAGGCACUUUGGAACAUUCUGUGUGGGUUUAACCACAAUACAUCUAGCUAUUUGCAAAGUUCUGCAGGGUAUAAAUAUAAAUAAAAAGAGCACAUUUCCUGACUUUUUUUGAUGCUUUUUUUAUUAGUCCUGGAAAACAUGUAAGGCAUAUGGUAACAUUACACACUGAAGCGUUACAAGCUCUAAAGGCCAUGUGGACAGCAUGGCACCACGCGGUAAACCCAGAGUCAAGCACAGAAGCAGCAUCAGUUCAAAGGGUUUAAAAAACAAAGUCGGGAUGAGGAGUGUGUUUUUCUGUUCUGCUUUUCUCUUUUUAACCCAAAAAACAUCAGAGCGAAGGGAAUGUGGAAGUCACCUGUUGGGUAUCCGCUGUAGAAAAUGACCAGUGCUGACAAAGCUUACGAGAGGAGGGUUGUGAAGUGAGUUUUUCCGAAGCAUUCCCAGAGAUAGGUUAAGAUGUCACACGGCUUUACCAGCUGGCCUUGGCAAUGCCUGUGCUGAAGGUGAGACCAGGGACUCUGCGGUGGACUGGCACGCUCCUCCUUCACACCACAAUACUAUGAAAAACUGAUGAGAAGCUACACACAUGUGCUUUAUUUUCUGGUUGAUUAAACAUGCAUUGUAAUACUGUACUGUACAUGAAAAGCCCUGGCAGAUUGUGCUUUUUUUUUUAGCAUCUCUGCAAUGCAUUACUCUUAAAAGAGACUGCGUAGAACUUAAGAGCUGCAGACAGAUGUUUGAGUGAAUAUGAGCCACUGACUGAUCCUUCUUUCACAUCGGAUGAGAUUGUGAAGGAUAAUCAUGCAGUCGGAGUUUGUGUCAUGAACAUUGUGGCACCGCUGUGUGUGUAUUAGUGGUGAGGAAAACUGCAGUUUGGAAUGACCUGAGAAACCAUAUAAAACAAAAUAAAAAAUGUUAAAAAAUCACGUCAAAGCUCGACAGCGACGUUUCUGUGAGGAACUUUAACGACACAACAAGAGAGAAAGAAGAUGAGGAUUUGAAAUACUGACCUCAACGCUUGUCUUCAGGCCCUAAUUUACGGGUGUUAAUUGGCGCCAUCCCAUCUAGGAAAAUGACCACGCGUUGCCUAUUUUUACAUUGUAAUGCUUUAUUUUCUCCCAAGCUGUACAUCUCUGCGUUUCUCUUGCAUAAAUGUCUGGAAUGACUGAGAAACCACUUCAAGAUGACAUACAAUCCGGCUUCACCAUAGUGGAAGGGCUUCCAGACGGCAGACCAAAGUAGGAAGGGGGUGGGCCUGCUUUUAACCAAAAGAUCCACUUGAGCUCAAACUCCAGACAUGAAGCACCGCCUCACUGAUUAAGAUCGUCUCAAAGGCAUUGGCUCCAUUGAACCAAUGGGGAAAUGCUGGAAGAAAAAAACAAAAACUAAUCUGUUUUCCACAUGCAGAUGGAUGCGUGCAAUAUCAAAUUCCAGAUGUCAAAAUGAUGUUUUAUUCUCUGUGAAAGCGAGUGCAGAGGGAAAGGGGUUUAUACCGGGAGGACUGUUGGCUGGCUGCUAAACUGCUGCACGGGCCAAGAAGCUCUGCAGAUGCAGCGAAGGAAGAGAGAAAUGACUUACAAACCUUCAGCGAACGGAGAGAGCGGCUGUAAAGCGGAAAUGUUGCGUCUGGGGCUGAUCAGCCAAUAAGCUGGGGCCUUGUUGGGCUGUUUUACAGUAUCUGCAUCACUGCACAGCUGUGUGAGAACAUCUGUUUUCCUCACUUUGCUAUACGGACCAUUUGCAAACACGCUGGCAGAAACGUAUGCACAGAAGAAUGCGGUGAAGCUUUGGAUUUUGGGGAAAUCUAGUGAAGUUUUGAGUCCUAAUCUCUCCUUCCUUUUAGUUGUAGGAUAAUCUGAUUCUUAUAGAGGUAACCUUUUUGAAAGGAGAGAAAACAGAAACAGACCUAAGUCUGAGCAACCAAUUAAAACCCACAAACUUUUUGAAAAAAAGUCCCAUUAUUCCCUGAUAUAGAAAACUGGUGCUUUUCUGCAUUUUUCCCCCUCUUCUGGGUUGAUGGAAAUGCACCCCAAGGCAGAUUCUUUUUUAAUAUAUUUUUAUGCACUGUUAAUAUUCAAAGCAUUGACAGAGGAAUAUACAUACAAUUUGGCACACAUGGUUUGGACCAACAGAAAAAACCCCCAACUUUAUCACAUUUAAAAGGAGUGCAGGUUAGCGGGUCCCCACAGAGUACUGUAUGAGCUUUGAACUUUAAACCCUUGGAUAACAAAAAAAACAA